This is a messenger RNA of Panicum virgatum (switchgrass), 632 nucleotides long. Its product is annotated as rapid alkalinization factor 23-like. Bases 44 to 415 code for a protein of 123 amino acids. Lineage: Eukaryota; Viridiplantae; Streptophyta; Magnoliopsida; Poales; Poaceae. The transcript has a single exon. The record is from RefSeq and is a predicted model, not a curated record.
UUCCCGGCACAGAGCAAGAGACCCCGGCACGUCGUCCAUCGCCAUGGCACGGCACGCUCCGCUGCUCCUCACCAUCGCGGCCGUGCUCGCCGUGGCCGCGGCGUCGGCGUCGGCCUACGUGCGCGCCGCGGACGAGGAGGCGAUGAUCAUCGGCGCCGACGACGACGUGUUCGGGCUGGGCGGCGUGAUCGGCGGCAGGCGGCGGCUGGACGAAAUCAACGGGACGAGCCCCGACGCGAACGCGACGAGCACCGACGCCAACUCCACGGCGACGGGGUACAUCAGCUACCUCGCGCUGUCCAGGGACAGCGUCCCGUGCUCGCAGCGCGGCGCGUCCUACUACAACUGCCAACCCGGCGCGGAGGCCAACCUCUACAGCCGCGGCUGCUCAGCGAUCACGCAGUGCCGCGGCUGAGGUAGUAGGCGGCGCAGGGCCUGUUCUUCCAAGGCUUGCUGCUGUCUCCGCUCCGCCAUUCGCGCCCUUCUUUUCCUUUGCUUAUUAAUUUGCUGAUGCUUCUCUUGGGCCGUCCGAGCAGCAGAAAACGAAUUGAAUUGAUGUUUACCAUUUCGCUGUGUAAAUUGUUGCUGUUCUUGUGCUAAGAGUGACGUUUUGUGUUUGUGUGAUGUAUGGC